AUGCGCCUUCUCCAGACUAAUCUGGGACGGUCGAGACGGGCGCAAGACCUGCUCUCCCAGACCAUCCGGGAGAGCGGGGUCGCCUUGGCGGCGGUGGCUGAGCCGUACUGUAUUCCCGACGUUCCCGACUGGGUCAGAGACCUGAAUGGCUUGAUAGCUGUAGCAUGGACACCGGCGCUGGGUUCCCCUGGCGUCCUGCUCGAUCGUGGCAGCGGCUAUGUCGCCGUCAAGUGGGCUGGAAUGGUGUUGGUGGGCGUCUACGUUUCCCCUAACAGCGGCCUGGCCGCGUUUGAGGACUUUCUGGACGGGGUUGGAGAAUGCAUCAGGAGAUACCUUCCCGCCAGGUGCUCGUCUUGGGGGACUUCAACGCCCACUCUUCGCAAUGGGGCAACCCCAGAACGGACACACGUGGGAGGAUGUUGUCAGUCUGGGCCGCAGGACUAG
Bombus pyrosoma is the source of this 444-nucleotide messenger RNA. RefSeq lists its product as uncharacterized. The transcript has a single exon. Bases 1 to 444 code for a protein of 147 amino acids. Lineage: Eukaryota; Metazoa; Arthropoda; Insecta; Hymenoptera; Apidae. The record is from RefSeq and is a predicted model, not a curated record.